AUGUUGAAGAAUUAUUCUAGUGCCACUGAAUUUUAUCUACUUGGCUUCCAUGGCUCCAAAGAACUACACGAUAUUCUUUUUGCCACUUUCUUCUUUCUCUACUCAGUGACAGUCAUGGGGAACAUGGUCAUCAUUGUGAUUGUCUGUGUUGAUAAACGUCUGCAGUCCCCCAUGUAUUUCUUCCUUGGCCACCUCUCAGUCCUAGAGAUCCUGAUCACAUCGGUUGCUGUCCCCUUAAUGCUCUGGGGGCUGCUGCUUCCAGGGAUGCAGGCAAUGUCUUUGACAGCCUGUAGUGCACAAUUAUAUUUGUACCUUUCUUUGGGUACGUCGGAGUUAGUAUUAAUUGGAGCAAUGGCUGUGGACCGUUAUGUGGCUGUCUGUAACCCUUUGAGGUACAACAUCAUUAUGGACAGCCACACCUGCAUCUGGGUGGUCAUUGUGUCAUGGGUGUUUGGGUUCCUAUUUCAAAUCUGGCCAGUCUAUGCCACAUUUCAGCUUACCUUCUGCAAAUCAAAUGUGAUAGACCAUUUUUUAUGUGACCGAGGGCAACUGCUCAAACUAUCCUGUGAUGAUAGCCUUUUCACAGAGUUUAUCCUUUUUUUAAUGGCUGUAUUCAUUAUUGUUGGUUCUAUGAUCCCUACAAUCAUCUCCUACACCUACAUCAUCUCUACCAUCCUCAAGAUCCCCUCAGCCUCGGGCCGGAGGAAAGCUUUCUCUACUUGUGCCUCUCACUUCACCUUUGUUGUGAUUGGCUAUGGUACCUGCUUGUUCCUCUAUGUGAAACCCAAGCAAACGCAGGCAGCUGAGUACAACAGGGUAGCGUCACUGAUGGUUUUAGUGGUGACCCCUUUCCUGAACCCAUUCAUCUUCACCCUCCGGAAUGACAAAUUCAUAGAGGCCUUUCGAGAUGUCAUGAAACGCUGCUAUCAACUCCUCAAGGAUUAG
Molecule: messenger RNA, 945 nt
Organism: Lynx canadensis (Canada lynx)
Lineage: Eukaryota; Metazoa; Chordata; Mammalia; Carnivora; Felidae
Product: putative olfactory receptor 9A1
Exons: 1
Coding region: 1-945 (314 amino acids)
Biological process (GO): G protein-coupled receptor signaling pathway
Cellular component (GO): membrane
Molecular function (GO): G protein-coupled receptor activity; olfactory receptor activity
Source: RefSeq, a predicted model, not a curated record